Molecule: messenger RNA, 1758 nt
Organism: Linnemannia hyalina
Lineage: Eukaryota; Fungi; Mortierellomycota; Mortierellomycetes; Mortierellales; Mortierellaceae
Source: the annotation of a GenBank genome assembly
AUGCUACAUGGAAACAGUCCUCAGGAACAGAUCCAGGCACUCCGCUCCGUCAACAAGGGCGUUCCACCCAACUCCAUCCCUCCUGCCGGUCCUGAUGAGAUCUAUCACGUUGACACACAUCUCGACCCUGACACCCAAAAGGGGUUCAUUUUCUGGGACGAUAUCGUUCAGGCAUUCGAUUACGCAGUUCAUGUCCGCCACAAGACGAGAGUGGUUUCGUUCCAGAGAGGAAUAGACCAUAGUAUCCUUGAGCCUCGCAGGAUCACCGCCGUGCCGAAUAUUGUCUUGGAUGUGGUCGUAGAUACUCCAGUGACCGACAAUGCGGGGGCCGUUUCUCUCCAGGUCCAACAGCCGGAUCCUCAACCAGUGCCGCCGCAGGACGGCAGCGCCAUAAAGAUCGAGGAUACAUCCCAGGAUACCAUCUCAGCACCCAGUAUUACGUCGAUACCCAUUACUACGACUGCUACCUCCACACCCAACACAACGUCCUCAUCCAGUUCCCCUUCAACUACAACAUCCGCCGUCAGACAGAACCCAGUCUACGGUCUUGUAGAGGUCUACGGUCUUGUAGAGGUCUGCGGUCUUGUAGAAGUCUACGGACUUGUAGAGGCGACGAAGGAAAGUUACACUCGCAUCGACAGACCCCUUACGUUCCCGUCAGCUCGAGAUCCGCAAGCAGUGCUGGACGAUCAAAAUCCAGCUGUCAAGGAUACUCCAACCACUCCUCGUCCUGACAACGACAACAACUCUCAGCAGCGUGGGCCGCGGAGCGCAACAGCUAAUGUGUCCGUGGCGUUGCGAUUGGCACGGACGAUCAUUAGUGCAAGUAAAGGGGACAAGGACGCCCAGGUCGCGCUUGGCGACAUGUACAGGGACGGCAAGAGGGUUGCGCAAGACUAUCAGGCCGCCUGGGAUUGGUACUUCAUGGCCGUCAAGCAAGGAGACGCAGCUGGUCAGCAGAGAGUAGGCGCCCUCUACCAUAAAGGAUUCGGUGUCCCGCGGAACUACUCAGCAGCCAUGAGCUGGUACAUCAAGGCCGCCGCACAAGGAUAUGCUGUCGCUCAAUACAGCAUCGGGUUUCUCUACCAACAUGGCCGCGGUGUUCUUCAGGACUACGCACAGGCGAUGGAGUGGUACAUCAAGGCCGCCGCACAAGGAUAUGCUAUCUCGCAAUGCCGCAUAGGUUGUCUCUACGACAACGGUGAAGGUGUUCCUCAAGACUACGCACAGGCGAUGGAAUGGUACCUCAAGGCCGCCGCACAAAGAUAUUCUGUCGCUCAAGUCAACAUCGGCCUUCUCUACGAAAACGGUGAAGGUGUUCGCCAAGACUACGCACAGGCGAUGGAAUGGUACCUCAAGGCUGCCACACAAGGAUAUGCUGUCGCUCAAUACAACAUCGGCCUUCUCUACGAAAACGGCGAAGGUGUUCGUCAAGACAACGCACAGGCGAUGUAUUGGUUCCUCAAGGCCGCCAAUCAAGGUGAUACUUUUGCUCAGAACAGCAUCGGCCUCCUCUACGACAGCGGCCGAGGUGUUCGCCAAGACUACGCACAGGCGAUGGAUUGGUUCCUCAAGGCCGCCAAGCAAGAGUACGACGUUGCUCAAUACAACGUCGGCCUGCUCUACAGGAAUGGCCAAGGUGUUCGUCGGAAUUAUAUAAAGGCCGCGAAGUGGUUCUCUAAGGCAGCCGACAGAGGAAAUAAGGACGCCAAGCGAGAAUUGGAGGCCUUGAAGAAAAAGGGUGUUGUUGAGAACUAA